ACCCAAAAAAAAAAAAAAAAGCUCCCGUUUACUGCCACCCUCGUUACAUCAUACUCUACGCGCUCCCCUCCUCUUCCCCUUUCACUUCUCUCAGCCCCCAAAACCAUCCUAAAAACUCCUCCCAGAACCCUCUCCCUCUCCGUCCUGUUCGUCGUUUCUCGUCGGUAGAACAAAAAAAAACCCAACGUUUGCGCAAGAAAGGAACGAAACCCUAAGAACCCUAGCUAUCCGAGGCAUGAUACCCCAGCAGACCCCGCCGGAAUCCGAACGCCAGGCCCCGGUCACUCCGCCCGCUGCGGCCGCGCAGACCAUCCAGCCCUCCUCGCCACGCUUCUUCUUCUCCUCCGCCUCCACGGCCAGCCCCUCCGCCGGGUCCCACCGGCGGAUCGCGAUCGCCGUCGACCUCUCCGAUGAGAGCGCCUACGCCGUGAAGUGGGCUGUCCAGAACUACCUUCGCCCUGGGGAUGCCGUCAUCCUCCUUCACGUCCGCCCCACCAGCGUCCUCUACGGCGCCGACUGGGGCUCCAUCGACCUCUCGGUGUCGGCCGUGGCGGCGGAGGCGGAGGAGGCCGACUCCGAGGAGUCGCAGCAGAAACUGGAGGACGACUUCGACGCCUUCACGACCACCAAGGCGCAGGACCUCGCCCAGCCGCUCGUGGAGGCGCAGAUCCCCUUCAAGAUCCACAUCGUCAAGGACCACGACAUGAAAGAGAGGCUCUGCCUCGAGGUGGAGAGGCUUGGGCUCAGCGCCGUCAUCAUGGGGAGCCGGGGGUUCGGGGCCUCCCGGAGGACAAGCAAGGGGAGGCUCGGGAGCGUCAGCGACUACUGUGUCCACCACUGCGUUUGCCCUGUGGUGGUCGUCCGGUACCCUGACGAGGGGGCCGGGGCCGGAGCUGGGGCAGGGAGCGUCGGCGAUGGUGGUAAUGCGGUGGUGGCGAAGGGGCUCGUGGAGAAGGAGGUGGAGUUGCACCCAGUGCCAGAGGAGGAGCAGGAGUACCACGAUGCCGCCGAUGAGCAGAAAGGAAAAAGAAUAGAGGUUGGCAGGACUUGCUCCAGCGUUGACUUAUAUAAAUAGUCAGCUCGCCAGACCUUAGUCAGCUCUUCAUUAUAUUUUGGUUUAAUGGACGGGGAAGGAGCUGAAAGGGAAACAGAUUUUGGUUUAGGGUGUGGCAGUGGACUAUAAUGCUUUCUGGUUACGGAUGAGACUGUCUUACUGUAUUAAAUAGUUUGAUCUGUGGCUAGAUUACUGUUUUUUCCCCUGCUGUCUGUGAUUUUAUGUGAGCUGACUAGCUGCUGCAUUACUUCGAGGUCAUAAUUUUCCUUCCUCCAUGGGAUUUCUGGAUAUCAAAUUACAAAGUCCCCCUUAUCAUCUGCAUCCUUUCAGUUCAGAGAUACUGCGGUUUCUUGUAACUAUUUUAUAAAUAACAAGUAUAUUCCAUCUCUGGUGGUUUGUCUGCUCUGUAAUUUGAAGUAUAAUCCACUGGACUUCAAAAACUUCUUUACAUUACUAGCAGACAGUCUGUUGCUUACUUGUUCAUGAAUUGCUAAUAUUUUCCAUGCGCAAGCAACUUAGGGGCUCCAUUGAUUUGCAAAGAAUUGUUCUAGAACUCAAUCUCAUUUUUCUUAGCAGUGGAUGGUAUACUCAAAUCAUUGAUUUUGGAUGCGUAAGUUUUAUAAGGGUAUUAUUUAUGUCUCCACUUCUCUUAUUUUAUGGUGAUGAUGCAUCACUUUGUAUAUAUUGUAAGUUUCAUGUUUUCAUCCUGCUCAUUGUCAAUAUUUAGUAAUGUGUCGCUUGAGCCCUUUGAGUUCUUUAUUUGUAUAGUAAUGUUUUUCCUUCCACUCUUAUCAUAAAUUUUCUAAACUUCCAUGAUGGUAGAUAAGGAUCUGGUUACCUACAAGAAUUUUGCCAUGUGUAUAUGUUUAACAAUCAAAACUACCAUUGCAGAUAAAUC
Messenger RNA from Phoenix dactylifera (date palm), 1952 nucleotides. NCBI's taxonomy places the organism in Eukaryota, Viridiplantae, Streptophyta, Magnoliopsida, Arecales, Arecaceae. The record is from RefSeq and is a predicted model, not a curated record.